AUGCUGAGCGCUUUUGUCAAUGACCACCACUCAGACUGGGAUAGAUAUUUGUCUUACGUCAUGAUGGCGUACAGAGCAUCUGUACAUGAGACGACUGGAUUCACUCCAAACUACAUGAUGCUUGGUCGGGAGGUAUCAACCGCACUUGACAUUAUGUACGAUAUGCCCAAUGCAGUCAAAUAUAUCCCUAAUAAUCAGUGGGUUUGGCAUCUCAAAGAGACUAUGGAAGAUGCCCAUAGACAUGUUAGGGAAAAUAUCAAAGCGGUCAUGAUGAGACAAAAGAGAGAUCAUGACCAGAAGAUGUCAUGGCAACAAUUUAAAAAGGGCGAUGAAGUGUAUGUCUUUUUUCCUGUGCGGAGGGCAGGGUUAUCUCCGAAGUUUACAAGUUACUGGCGUGGUCCAUAUGUGGUAAUAGACAGAAUGACAGACAAUACCUACAAGGUAAACUGUGGACCACGGGGCAAGCCACAAAUCGUGCAUGUGGACAGAUUGCGCCUGAAACGUAGCCAGACGUUAAGAGAUGAGGUUGUAGAGGACAGUACUUCUCAGGAAGGAAUUAGUCAAGACACAGAGAAAAGUGUCACUGACAAUGAAAGAAAUGACAUAGAAGCACCUCCAAGUGAGGACAACUUUGAUGUUGAUGGGGGUGGGGCUAGAUUCAGAAGACCGCCUACCUGGUUGCAAGACUAUGUGUUAGAUUAA
This is a messenger RNA of Saccostrea echinata, 702 nucleotides long. RefSeq lists its product as uncharacterized. Gene Ontology annotation, molecular function: nucleic acid binding. Bases 1 to 702 code for a protein of 233 amino acids. The transcript has a single exon. The record is from RefSeq and is a predicted model, not a curated record. Lineage: Eukaryota; Metazoa; Mollusca; Bivalvia; Ostreida; Ostreidae.